Molecule: messenger RNA, 1014 nt
Organism: Vicia villosa (hairy vetch)
Lineage: Eukaryota; Viridiplantae; Streptophyta; Magnoliopsida; Fabales; Fabaceae
Exons: 1
Coding region: 1-1014 (337 amino acids)
Source: RefSeq, a predicted model, not a curated record
AUGUUAGGGAAGGGCGUAGAAGGUAGGAACCGUCGAACUCUAUCAACAUGGUGGAAAGAUUUAGUUGAUUUGGCUUCCGGCGAUUUGGGCUCUGCUUUAGUUGGCAAUCUCUCGUUUCAGCUUGGUUGCGGCGAUAAUACCUUAUUCUGGGAAACUCGUUGGCACGAUGUAGGCAUCCUUAAGGAAGCUUUUCCUAAUCUGUAUGCUGUCAGUACUGUGAAGGGCAAGAUGAUAAAUGAGUUAGGUGUGUGGAGUAACAACUCGUGGGCAUGGAGCGAUGUUGGCAUCCCUGCGGAUUCUCUGUCAGUGGCUUUGGAUGAAGACCUUCAGCAGCUGACGCUUUUAUUAGGGAGUACAGCACCGGUGGAGGACAAAGCUGACAGCGUUUUUUGGCAGCAUGACUUAGCCAAUGGUUAUAGCGUUAAGGUUGGGUACGAUUGUCUGGAGGGAAGAUUGGACGUGUCGAGAAUUGAUGACGACUAUUCAAGAGCUUUUCAUAUUUUAUGGUCGUCCGACGUGCCGUUUAACAUUAAGGCUUUCUCUUGGAAAUGUUUUUUGAACAGACUACCAACAAAAGACAUGCUGCUGAGCAGAGGUAUUCAUCUAUCUAACUCGGACUCGUCUUGCGUUUUUUGCGCAGUGGAGGAGGAAACUCUGUUUCAUUCUUUUUUCGCCUGUACUAUUUCGAGGCUGGUGUGGGACAACAUAGCACAAUGGUUAGGUUUCCAAUCUCACCUUGCUGUUAGCCCUUGGCAGGAUUUUCUUGAUUGGGUAUCUUUAGCGAGAAAGGCGAAAGUCAAGAGAAAAAAGGAGGGUUUGAUUUGGUUGGCUGUGGUUAGAGGCCUUUGGUUGAGGAGAAACGAUAUUAUUUUCAACGGAGGAACUUGUAUUGUUAACGACAUCACUUGGGAAAUCAAGUUAAAGGUUUGGAGGUGGUCGUUUUUUGGUGAAAUUGCUUAUUCCAAGUGUAACUUCUACGAUUUCUGUAAAAAUCCGUUAUUUUACCUAUCGUAG